ACCUCUGGUACUCAGCUGUUCUGACGUCGAGCACGCUAUUUGACGUCACUGUGGGAGUGUUCCACCAUCGGGAGAAAUGAAUGGUCAUCAACACAAUCCUCUCAGCGCCCAUCAUGUGAUUUUUCUAAAUGUCCAUGGAAACAGCUGACUGAAGUUCAACGGCUAUUCUACCACAGUUCCAUUUGAAAGAAUUACCCAGAAGACACAGAGCCCGAAAUUUGGUUGGAUUACACCAUUUUCUGUGUAAAUAGAUCCACAUAUCAUCUGCUGAUGACCACAUCUGAAGCCUGCCCUGAGCUGUGAGUCAGUAGAGGAGACGCAGGGCUGAUGGUAAGUCACACUCUUUCCACCUCCUCUCUUGCUUUCUUUCUCAUUUUCCUUACAUGUUGGUAGAGUCAAAAGAACUUUAUGUACGCCGACACCUGUGAGCUGAGGACGUGGACUCAUCACAGAGCAGGAUUUUAGUCUUGUUAUAAAAUGAGACAUAGUGGAACUGCCGUGGAUCACUGCACACCUUAAUCCUCUGAAAAUUGGAUAACAAUUACUGUCCAUUUAGAUUUUAAUUUACUUUUUUUUACACUCUGUAGUCUCUUUUGUUAGCACCAUUUAAGCACUCAAAGUUCUGUUGAUCAUUUAUUUUGUAAUGAAUACUUUCUGGAAUAUAAUUAUUCAAUUAUCAAGAGGUCCUUUUUGCAAUUUUGCUGAAUUCCCAGCAAUAAACAUAGGGAAAGCCAAGGGCGUUGACCUUCAUGAUGUGUGAUAACAAACAUUGUUAUUUCAGAAAGUGUUCUUAUACCUUGUUUAUUUUGUACACUAUGUGUUGUUGCAUUACUGGGUUGGCACUGUCAGAUAUGCCACAUGCUGUUGAGCUAAAAUGGAUCCUCACUGAUUUCUCUCAGUGUGAAAAUAUGAACCUUUUUUUCUGUCAUGAAUUGAUUUUAGACAAAAUAAACAACAAACCUUCCUAUAUUCAAAUACAAAAACAGCUAUCAUGUCCGCGUCAACCCAGUUUCUGUUGCCUGUUUUCUAUUCUGUCACUGCUUAUUAUGUUCAUCAUCCACUGCUGCAUGUCAUAAUUCAUUUUAUUUUCCUUUUGUGGUAGACAAGCAUGACAUUGAGCCAAGCCACAGAUGCAUGCCCACUCAAAAGACCCAACUGAGCGCCAUCCCCUCUGCUCUCCGGCUAUCAACCAGUCUCUCAGAGGGGAGGGGGGUGUCAACGGGGCGUAGCUAGUCCCCUGCACCCCCAGUAGAGCCUCACUGUGAAACUGGAGGUCUCAGAUGGAUCAGGGUAGUAGUGAGCAGAGUCCAGAAGAACCAGAUGCAGGUGGGCGAGUGGAGCCGGAGGCCGGCAGGAGGGCCUCGGAGUCAGAGCACGGCUUGUCCAAAAUCACCCAUAAUGCCCUGGAGAACAUGGGAGCGUUGGGCCAUGGCCUGAAGCACUUCUUCCAGCCACAGCGCCGACGCUCCUCCGUUUCCCCACAUGACUCCGUCUCUGCCUGCACGGGUGCCCCUACCUCCGAACCCACUGAAGUGGGGUCAGAGGUGGGGGAUAAUCCUGCCUCCGCGGCCCUGCCCGUGGAUUCUGAAAACUCUGCCACUUCCGCCCCUCCCGCAGCUCUGAGCAGAGUUCUGCAGCAGAUCCGAGGUGCUCCACCAAUGAUGAAGCGAGGCACCAGCCUGCAGAGCCGCCGCAGCAAGGUGGGGGGCUCUGGGGAUCCUCCCCAGAAAGGAAGCCCGCAGAUCCACAGGCGCAGCACCCACGAGGCCCUGCUUCAGGCUGGGCGGCCACGCUCCUCCUCGACCACGGACACACCCACAAGCCCCGCCCUUGACAUGCUGCUUACCUCGGGUUACCACUCAACUGAGGAGCCAGAUAAGCUGGAUCGAUAUGAUGGAUCAGGCCCUGCUGUGUCACCCAAUGCCCUCCCAUACGGUGCAGACGGGUAUGAUGUAGUCGACAGUACCCCAGACCCACAGCGAACUAAGCAGGCCAUCGCCCAGCUACAACAAAAGAUCCUGAAGCUCACAGAACAAAUCAAAAUUGAACAAACCGCACGCGAUGACAAUGUGGCCGAGUACCUGAAACUGGCUAAUAAUGCAGACAAACAGCAGAGUGCACGCAUCAAGCAGGUGUUUGAGAAGAAGAACCAAAAGUCAGCUCAGACUAUCCAGCAACUGCAGAGGAAGCUGGAGCAUUACCACCGAAAGCUCCGAGAGGUGGAGCACAACGGUAUCCCUCGCCAGCCCAAAGACGUUUUCCGAGACAUGCAUCAGGGGCUGAAAGAUGUUGGAGCCAAGGUGACAGGUGGCCUCUCCAGUUUCUCUCAAGCCACUCACUCUGCAGCUGGAGCCGUUGUGUCAAAGCCAAGAGAAAUCGCCUCUCUCAUUCGCCACAAGUUUGGCAGUGCGGAUAACAUUGCAGCCCUGAAAGAUUCCUUGGAUGAAUCCCAGGGAGAUGAAGGUGUGGCUCCUGGGGGAACUAGGACCCUUGGGACCGGACAGUUGCAGUCCAGCCCAAAAUAUGGAAGUGAUGAGGACUGUUCUAGUGCUACGUCAGGCUCUGCUGGAGCCAACAGCACCACUGGAGCACCUGGGGGUCCCCCUAGCUCCAAGGGCAAUACCCUUGAACAUGGCCAGGCCUCAGGCUUCGAUGCUAUACUCCAUGAGAUUCAAGAACUCCGGGACAACCAGGGUCGAUUGGAGGAGUCCUUUGAAAACUUAAAAACUCACUAUCAGCGAGACUAUACCAUGAUCAUGGAGGCUCUGCAGGAGGAGCGAUACAGGUGUGAACGUUUAGAAGAACAGCUCAAUGACUUGACAGAACUGCACCAGAAUGAGAUUCUUAACUUGAAACAGGAACUAGCGAGUAUGGAGGAGAAGAUUGCUUAUCAAUCUUAUGAAAGAGCGAGAGACAUUCAGGAGGCGCUGGAGGCAUGUCAGACACGUAUCUCCAAGAUGGAACUGCAGCAGCAGCAACAGCAAGUGGUGCAGCUUGAGGGUUUGGAGAAUGCCACAGCAAGAACUCUACUUGGAAAGCUAAUCAAUGUGCUGCUAGCUGUCAUGGCGGUCCUUUUAGUGUUUGUGUCCACUGUGGCCAACUGUGUUGUCCCCUUAAUGAAAACACGCAGCCGCACACUUUCUACACUUCUUCUUGUGAUCCUCCUGGCCUUCCUCUGGAGGCACUGGGAGGCUAUUUCGGAGUACCUGAAUCGCUUUCUUCUGCACCCCAGAUGACCGACUUUGAAAGCCCUGUUUAAACAUUCAAAGAACAGAGUUUGGGUUGUUGUGUAUAAUGAGGACACUGACCCAUACAGGAAGUUGAAUCUCAAUGGUCCUAUCUUUCCUUAAGCUUCUCAAUACACUCAGGAGGGUUGCAUCAGAGGUUUGUCACUUUAUCACUUCCUGGAAUAUGUUUUGAGAAGAAAAUUAUAGAGAGGAAGAAAAAAGCUGGAUGUUUGGUAUCAACUCGCUGUCUUUAGUGCAUUUGUGGCACAAGCACAUACUAUAAGAGUAAAUAGGGCAUAUUUGAAGGAGGGGCGAAGAGAACUGCACACUUGAUUUCUCUUCUGAGUGAAUUUGUUUACAUGUGGAAAAUGCAUUUUUUCCUCACAGAAGAAGUUGUAAUUCAGUUUGUAUUACUUUUGAGCUGAAUCAAGUGGUAUUGUUUUGAAGUCACUGCUAUUUUUAACUCAGCUGAUUGAUGUUUUAUUUUCUUCUUUGAACUGUAAUGAGCCGACAGUGUUCUGCUGAUUUAGUUGUUCACAUUCUCGUUUUGUUAAGUUCUCUCUUUUCUGGUCUCUAUUUGGAUUUUUCAGUCUGCUCUUUCUUUCUCUUUAAUUCAGUCUUUUAAAAUUUCAGCUUGUGUGAACAACGCCUCCUCUUCCUCUAUGCUACAUCUGAAUCUGAAGAAUGGGGUGCUUGCAAGUCCGCUACAAUGCCCUGGAAUCAGACUCGUCACUGGAUCAAAUAAUAGUGGGUUCUUGACUUGUUGCUUUUGGAUGUGUGAAGUCUGUAACACUGGUUCUGCCACAACCAGGAUAAUACUAUCAAGUACUUAUAUUUGGAUUUGCAACCCUUCCCUCUGGGCGAGCUGGGUUCUGCUGUCCUGGUGGGUUUUCCACUGCAGAAGAAUAAUCUAUGAACUGUUUGAACAUACUUGAAGAGCAAAAAUGUGCUCAAAGACUCAGUGCUUCCGUACUGUUUCUAUUAGUGACAAUGAAAUAGUAAUACUUUUUAGUUGAUUUUUUUAUUUUUUAAAGAUAAAUAAAUUUGCUGUUUUAAAAGGUGAAUACAAAAGUCUAACUUAAA
Messenger RNA from Notolabrus celidotus (New Zealand spotty), 4310 nucleotides. RefSeq names its product transmembrane and coiled-coil domain family 1b (gene tmcc1b). Lineage: Eukaryota; Metazoa; Chordata; Actinopteri; Labriformes; Labridae. Bases 1281 to 3236 code for a protein of 651 amino acids. The record is from RefSeq and is a predicted model, not a curated record. Gene Ontology annotation, cellular component: endomembrane system. The transcript has 7 exons.